AUGGGAGCCCCCGUCCGUACGACGCCGCUCGUCUGCGCGGAUUUGAACGAUGGCGUGGGGCUCGUCAAGUCCGAGGCCGGGGUUUUCAAGCCCUUGUCGGACGCGAUCGGCGACGUGGCGGCUGCGCUGGAGCACCACUCCAGCACCGCAUGGCGGAGGCUGUGCGAGGACUGGCACGUGGCGAUGGUGAACACGUUCUACGAGGGCUAUACCUUCUCGGGGCCGGCUCGCGGGCGCCGUGACCACACGCUCCUGCUCGUCUCAGUCAUGGUUGUACCAAUGCAUCCUGAGCUGCUGCCCAAGGCCCGGCAGGUGCAGUGGAAUUUGGACGAGUGCAUGGUGGCGAUGAGGCAGCACAAAGGCAAACAUACCUUCCUCCAGACGCUGGAGUCCAAAUGCAGCCUGGUCCCCCCGAGGGCGCUCGAGGAGGAAGCUGGACCCGACGAGGUGUGGGACGAUCUCGCGGGUGCGGUGCGGGAUGCAAGCCUGGAGCACUUCGGCCUCAAGCGGUACGACACGGAGGACAUCGAGAGUGCGACUGCUGCUCGCAAGUGCCUGCUGAUGAAGCGGGCCGCUAUCCGCGCCACUUACGCCCUUGAGGGCGAGCGCGAGAGGGAGGGCAGAAAUCCCGCGAGAGAGAGCCCCAGGUUGGAGCACACGGCUGCAGCCCGGCGGCAGAUGAUGCAGAGCGUGGGGUGCAAGGGCGGCUACUCGGCCACAGAGCUGGAUCAGCGGCCGUACCGCGAACAGCUACGACAAGCGGCGGACAUUGGCCGCAUCAUCCACGUCACUUGCCCUGUCGGCAAGGCGUACACGUCCGUGCUGAUGGCGCGACCGGUGCGCGAGAAGGCCUCACCCAUGGACUUCGGCUUAGUCCCCCGGCGAUCGCGCGAGGGGGCCCUCGUUACGACGGCGGUGGUGGCCGAGCGGGCUGCGCACUACGGACUGACGACGAUCACGAGCUUCAGGGACCUCAGCAAGGCUUUCCGGUGCCCGUCGCUGGAGGAUAUGGAGCAGGGUCUCGACCAGAUGCUUCUGGAUGAGGACGCUGACAACGUUAAGCAGAGGGUCAGGGACUACCACUGCGAGGUCGAGACGGCGGAGGGCAUCCUGCGCAUGAAGACUGGCCAAGGGGUGCUCAUCGGCGACUCGGUAGGGCCACCGCUCUUCUUGGAGGUCUUCUCUCCUGUGGCCCUGCAGUGGGCCGUCGCGGACUCCAUGCGGCCCGACACCGAGAUGCUGGAGGUGCGGUCCAUCGUCUCCCAGAUGGUGCUCGAUCUCAGCCUGACGAAGGACGCGGACGAUCUGUGUAAGCGGUUCGUCUCUUGGUGCCACAACACUGUCGUUGCCAACCACAAGGCGUCUGACUCGCUGUUGGACCGUCUGCUUGAGCCGAGGGGCUACGCGCAGAACAUCACGAAGCAGCACACCAUGUGCGCCUUCCGUGGACCGGGCGCUCGCGCCCAGACGCGGGCAUUUUACGGCAAUAAGUUGGCGGUCAGGGGCAAUUGUUCUGUGGUCGCACGGUAUCUGGGGCCGAUGCUGCACUACCGGGGGGCCCAGGCGCUGGAGUUGAAGGCGCGCGUCGCUGCUGCCGCCAGGGGUUUCUGGGAGAUGGGCCGCUUCUGGAAGUCCGAGGCCUCGGUAGAGACAGUCCGGCAGGUCUUCCGAUCUAAGGUGUUGGGGACCCUACUCUCGUGGGCGGCGGCGGUGGUGCCAACGUCGUCGUGGCUGUCGACGCUCCGUCGCGCGGCUAUCCGACUGGGCAGGUCUGCGCUGGGGGCGAGGGCUACUCGCAGUUAUUUGGCGGAGGAGGGCUACCAGCACAGGGCGAUGCCCACCCAGAUUAUCCGCCAGAUGCUGCAGAUGGCCGACGUUGAGCAGGAGAUUCGGGCCAUGCGUCUCGGCUUCUACAUCCGCAUGCUGCGCCAACCCUUGGACCACGAGAUAGAGCCCACGGCGUUGUUCGGUCAGCUGCCUUUCGCACUGGAGGAGAUUCGUUUGGCGGACGGGCGGCUGGGCCCUGGGGCGUCUCCCAUGGCCCGGUGCUUGGUGGAAGACGUGAGGGUGCUGUUGGUUGGCUCCGAGCAGGAGGAUUUGCUGGCGGAGUGGGAGAUGCGCCCCAUGAGGCUGCUCGCCUCUGGCGCCCUUCGCGACGAAAAGUUUUACGAUUGGACCCAAGGGUACUGCGCGUGCAAGGCUCCCCAGUGGCCGCUCGCGCUGGCGGGGCCAGCUGGCGGCGUGGCUGCUCCGGCGGCCGGCGGGCCUCCAGCCGAGGAGGGUGCGGCGGCGCCUCAGGUGCAGCCCAAGGCGAAAGGGGCGACCAAGCGAGGGGCGAAGCGGUUGGACGACUUCGAGGAGACCCUGAAACUGCUCGCCCGCCUCGUCCUCAUCCACGACCUGCAGAUCCGAGACCUCGAGUCGGCCACCUACCUCACGAUCAAGCUCCUGCACGACCAUCCAGUAGUCAAGGCCGUGAAGGAUUUGGGCAAGGCCUACAGCGCCGCGUGCCACGGCAAGAGCCCCAAAGUCCACACUUCAGGGCUGAGACCUGGCGGGCUCGUCCGGGAGAUGCACGAGAAGUUCACAGACCGGCAGUCCCUCUACGAGGUGGUGACGUUUUUCAAACACAAAGACAUGCACGACCAGCGCCACUGCCGCCUGUGCCACGAGGUCGUGAAGUGCUACAAGAUGGCGAUGCUCAAGGUCGGGGCGGUGCAGCUUCAGGGAUCGGCUCCUCCCAACGGGCUGUACCGCGCCCUGCAGCAGUGGGUGAGCCAUCGGUCAGGCGAGGCCGCGGCGGGCGACCGCGGUGUGCGCGAGCUCGCGGCCUCUCCCAUCGCGCGCGUGGAGGAGCAAUGA
Messenger RNA from Prorocentrum cordatum, 2862 nucleotides. The record is from the annotation of a GenBank genome assembly. NCBI's taxonomy places the organism in Eukaryota, Dinophyceae, Prorocentrales, Prorocentraceae.